AUGUAUGAAGAAAAGAUAAUUCCUUUAUAUUAUUCAAUUCCGUUUUUUAUUAUCGUAAUUUUUUACUUACCAAUAAUUUACGAUGGCACAUUGUUUACACUUGAACAGACGAUACCAGUUGCUACAUAUAUUUUACUUAUAUGGGAAAUUUUCCUAAAUUAUUCCUUCUACGCCGCUGUAAUGUCAAUGCCACGCUUUUGGAUAGUUUAUAUAUGCUGGGCUUGGAGGAUUUUUAUUCUUUUCGAGCCUUUUGCUUUUUGGUCGACAUUACAAUCCUUUAUCUCUCCAUUUAGAGCAUUUACAUUCACGCAAGGUUCAAGAUCAUUGAUUGUUAUAUACAUGUUACACUUUGAAUUCUUCAUGUACGCGUAUUGCGCAAUAUGGUAUGCAGAAAAGACAAUAAUCAACAGAAUUAUCAUAUAUUUCUUAUCUGCUUAUUUCGUUAUAUUCCUUUGCAUUGAAAUUUUCUCGCCAGGAUUCCCUUAUACUCACAAGGUCAAAUCAAUUUCAACAGCUCGCAUCAGACAGUCAACAAUGACUCCGGCUGUUAUUUAA
Molecule: messenger RNA, 555 nt
Organism: Trichomonas vaginalis G3
Lineage: Eukaryota; Parabasalia; Trichomonadida; Trichomonadidae
Exons: 1
Coding region: 1-555 (184 amino acids)
Source: RefSeq, a predicted model, not a curated record